AUGAAGCUCGUCAGAUUUUUGAUGAAGUGCGUUAACGAGCCGGUGACUAUCGAGCUGAAGAAUGGCACCAUCGUCAACGGUACCAUUUCGUCAGUGACGCCCCAGAUGAACACAGCCCUGCGCACCGUCAAGAUGACGCCCAGGGGCCAAGAACCUAUCUCCCUCGAUACCAUGAACAUUCGCGGCUCAACCAUCCGCUACUUCAUCCUCCCGGACUCGCUCCCUCUUGACACACUAUUAGUCGACGACGCACCCAAGCCCAAGAACAAGGCUCGCAAGGAGGCUGAACGUGCGAGCCGCGGACGCGGCGGUCCUAGAGGACGCGGUCGUGGUCGCGGUCGCGGCCGUGGUCGUCCUUGA
This is a messenger RNA of Cordyceps militaris CM01, 360 nucleotides long. Its product is annotated as small nuclear ribonucleoprotein Sm D1. The record is from RefSeq and is a predicted model, not a curated record. Gene Ontology annotation, molecular function: RNA binding. Gene Ontology annotation, biological process: RNA processing; spliceosomal snRNP assembly. Gene Ontology annotation, cellular component: catalytic step 2 spliceosome; U12-type spliceosomal complex; precatalytic spliceosome. Lineage: Eukaryota; Fungi; Ascomycota; Sordariomycetes; Hypocreales; Cordycipitaceae. Bases 1 to 360 code for a protein of 119 amino acids. The transcript has 3 exons.